Messenger RNA from Homarus americanus (American lobster), 1098 nucleotides. Its product is annotated as protein kinase 4-like. Bases 1 to 1098 code for a protein of 365 amino acids. The record is from RefSeq and is a predicted model, not a curated record. The transcript is spliced from 4 exons. Lineage: Eukaryota; Metazoa; Arthropoda; Malacostraca; Decapoda; Nephropidae.
AUGAACAACAACGGCAGUACAACCAGCACCCACAGUAUGAACAACAACAGCAGUACAACCAACACCCACAGUAUGGACAACAACGGCGAAAAUUGCAACCAACACCCACGGUAUGAACCCAACAAUGAUAGUACAACCAACGCACCCACACACCCACGGUAUGGACAACAACAGCAGUACAGGCCAACACCCGCGAGGUAUGAACAACAACAGUGGUACCUUCAACACCACAGUAUGGACAACAACAACGAUGCAACCAACACCCCACAGUAUGAACAACAACAGCGGUACAGCCAACACCACAGUAUGGACAACAACAGCGGUACAGCCAACACCCACAGUAUGGACAACAACAGCGGUACAACCAAUACACAGUAUGGACAACAACGUAUGAACAACAACCAGUGGUACAAUAACACCAGUAUGGACAACAACAGCAGUACAACCAACGCCCACAGUAUGAACAACAACAGCAGUGCAAACCAACACCCACAGUAUGGACAAGCAACAGCGGUACAACCAACACCCACGAGUGUAUGGACAACAACGGCAGUACAACCAAUACCCUGGUAUGGACAACAGUGGUACAACCAGCACCACGGUAUGGACAACAACAGCAGGUACAACCAACGCACCCACAGUGGCGGACAACAACAGCGGUACAAUAGCACCCACAGUAUAUCGGACAACAACAGCAAUUACCAGCCAGCACCACGGUAUGGACAGCAAACAGCCGGUACAACCAGCACCCACGGUAUGGACAACAACGGCAGUACGACCAACACCCACAGUAUGGACAACAACAACAAUUGCAACCAACACCCACGGUAUGAACAACAACAGCGGAAACACCCACAGUAUGGACAGCAACGGCGGGUACAGCCAACGCACAGUACGGACAACAACAGUGGUACAGCCAACACCCACAGUGGCAGACAACAGCAGCAGUACCAGCCAGCACACAAUUGCUGGAACAACAACAGCAGUGCAGCCAGCACACAGUAUGGACAACAACAGCCAGUGCAGCCAACACACAGUAUCGGCAGCAGCAACCGUUACCCAGCCAGCACCCACAGUAUGAACAACAACAGCGGGUAA